This is a messenger RNA of Chlorella variabilis, 237 nucleotides long. RefSeq lists its product as hypothetical. Bases 1 to 237 code for a protein of 78 amino acids. The record is from RefSeq and is a predicted model, not a curated record. Gene Ontology annotation, biological process: nucleotide-excision repair, preincision complex assembly; transcription initiation at RNA polymerase II promoter; transcription by RNA polymerase II. NCBI's taxonomy places the organism in Eukaryota, Viridiplantae, Chlorophyta, Trebouxiophyceae, Chlorellales, Chlorellaceae. Gene Ontology annotation, cellular component: transcription factor TFIIH holo complex; transcription factor TFIIH core complex. The transcript has 3 exons.
AUGGUGCAAGCUACCCACGGAGUCUUGAUCACCGGAGACGUUGUACUGAUCGAGUUCAUCCGCUCGCUCAACGAGGAGCAGCCACCCAAGGAAAGGUUCAUCAUCAAAGACCUGGGCGAAAAGAAUUUGUUCAUCAAGGACAAGAAGGUUGAGUUUGUGCAGAAGAAGGUGGCUGAGUGGCAGCAGAGCCUGCGGUUCGAGCCCAAGAAGGACCAGCAGCAGCAGCAGCAGCAGUGA